AGCCAUCAAAAUUAAGCUCCAGAUUUCCAAGGAGAGGAUGCUGCCAGCGAAUGAGUAAUGGUUUAGGAAACUAGCAGUCACACUGUCACAGAAACAACUCAAGCUGGUGCAAGUGUUUUGUUUCCAAAGUAUGGCCAAAGCAAAUAAGCAGUACCAAGUACAACACUGUAAGAGUUAGUCUUGUGAUUAUUUCCAGAUAAAAAUGUAGAGUAUUUGUAUGUUUAGCAUUAUUGAUAAAAGGCGAAACAGUAGAGGGGCACUGCCAUUAGUUAAACUCAAUCAUGAUUAGAAAUACUGAAAUAGUAGUCGCACCAUGACAAAAAAUGAAUAAUAUCAUUGAAUUAUGAAUUAUCAAAAACAAAACCUAUAUCACAUCUUGCUUGUUUGCUUCACUCAAUCGACUGAUGAACAACAAAAAGUGAGGAACUUUGAGCAGAUUGAAAGAAAGGUAAUAACUGAGACAAGAGUUUACCUCUGACGAUUCAAUUGAAACAAUUAAGGGAUUGUUUUCUGGGUUUCGAAGAUAGAGGGGUUUAGAGUUAGGGCAAAUCGCCGAUGAAGAUGGCCGUUCCCGUUUUGGGUGAGAAAGACGGAGAUUUCUUAGGGCUUUAAAUAUUAUUUGAAAAAAUGGUUUAAAAGGAGGGCCACUACUUGCUUUCCGUUUCUGGGUAAAGGAAGGCGCCCUUUGAUGCUUGUGAUAAACCAAAGCAUUGAGUAAGCUCCCGUUUUCAGCAUUCAAUGGCACAGCUUCAUCUCAACCACCAUUCUCUACUCUGCCUUUUCUCUUUAUUUCAUCCUCAUUUAUCUAAGACUCUAGCUUUACCCAAGUCGGCCGCACCCAGCAACACUAGAUCAUCAACUAAAUUCACCUUCCAGUCAACUUCAACAACUCCCCCUUCACUUAUCUGCAAAUCUAAGAUUGUAAGAUGUGCAGAAAGCCAUAUCUUCAAAUCCGUUGCAAUGUGCAGCCAAUGUUGGUAACAAUGCAGAUAGUUAAGGACAGCCACUUGGAGUUGCUCCAGAAAACUCCAUUUGGGCCAUUGUUAGAAGCAUUUCGUAAUGGCACGAUUUCCAAAUCACAUUGUAAAGAUUCUCAUACUCCCAUACUAAAUUUGAUCCAAAUUUUUAAUCCAGAGACCACAAGUUUUCAUUUUGGUUCUAGAGAUGUUGCUAUAAGUUCCAAAGACAUUUCUCAGAUUCUUGGACUGCCUCAACAUGGUGAAGCGGUUCUAUUCAGGCCUCCGGGUCCAAAUAGAUCAUACAAAUCGGACUUCACUUGGAGAUAUUUCUUGAGAGAAAAGAAGCCACGGAGCCGCAAAUUGAUACACAGUCUACUGAUAAAUUUAUUGAAUGGGAAUGAACGAACAGAUAUAGAAGAUGUAGUACGUCUUACCCUCAUGGAGUUAUUCACUACAUUCCUGUUUGCUCAUUCAGAAAUUUCCUGGGAUCUAAUGAAAUAUUGUGAGGACUUUGAAAACCUUUCAAGAUAUUCAUGGGCAGAAGCAGUGGGAGAGUUCUUAAAUAAAUCUUUGAAAGUCCAGAGCAAAUCUGAAAUUUCUGGAUGUGGGCUUCUUAUACCAUUUUGGUUGUGUGAGAAAACAAAUAUUAUCCAACCAAUCAGUGGGAGGGAAGUAGUUGAGGGACAUGUACCAACCCUAAUCAAAUGGAGCCUUCCAGAGCUUAACACCAAAAUGAAACAAAUAGCUAUCUGUGCUAUUCAGCCUUUCUUCAAGGAGCAAGAUGGCGUUAAAGCCGGAAUAAAUGGUGAAAAUGAAAUACAAGAGCACAAGGAAGGAGAAGUCGAUCAAGAUGAGCUAAAGAAGGUAGAGAAUAAGGAAAGAGAAUCAAGCAAACAAUUACGAGAAGAGGUACAGGAAAGAAGAAAGCUCCAACACAACGAUGAACAAUCUGAUGUGAAGAACAACUUGGACGAAAGGGAUGGAAAGAUGGAGAUCAAUACAGCUGAUCAGCUGAACUUUCAAAGUCCCUCUGUUGCAAUUCUACCGAGUCCAAGGGAUGAAAUUGAGGUAUUUCAAAUUGGCCAUGAAAUGAGGUCUCCACCAAAAGGAACUGCAGUAACCUUUAGAAAACAGCAACUGGAUCCCGAUUAUGUGUGUGAUGUAGUGCCUAACAAUAAAAAAGCAAAAAUACAACAUGCUCUAUCUGAUCCAACUCGUGCAGUACCUUCAAGGUCAAUUCAGGUUCCUGCUGGCAAGAAAGAUGAACCUAUUGUAAUAAUUGAGGACAGUUCUGCUUCAGAAGAAGAGGAGAGCCCAAGGAAAAGGAAAUGCUCUAGGAAAGAAUCCUUCCGUCUUGAAAGAUAUGAGGUAUUCAAAUUAAUGGAUGAUGAACAUCAGCAAAAGUUGAAAGCAUUCUGGAAUAUGGCUGGUACUAGGGGACUAUUUUGGAGCGGGAAAAAUGCAAGUGUCACACGUCAAGAUGUGGAAAAGUUAAUAAAAGAUACUGCAGUUGCUAGCAAUCUCAUUGAUGCAUUUAUGGAGCUAUUGGAACAACAGAGUAGUGUAAAAGAAUCAACAUACAUAUCAACUUUGUACUGGAAUUAUGUAUCAAUACAAGAUGCACGAAAGCAAAGCAAGAGAGGAAAGAUAGAUCAAGUGCGAGAUGAGGCUCGUGACAAAAUGGGAUUGAACCAGUUAGUUUUUGAUCCGCUAUUGAGGAGUAUGGCAAAAAUCGACUAUGUAUUCUUCCCAAUAAUAUCAAAGUUCCACUACUCUCUCCUCAUCUUAAACAAAAGUGAGAAGAAAUGGACACAUUACAAUCCUUUGAGGAAGAGGUCAGGACUUCAUAUUGAUCCAUGCUAUGAGGUCGCUAAGCAAAUGCAUCUAAUGAUACAGAAAUGGUUGCAUACAACCCAAAAAGAAGCUCCAACAAUGCUGCUGGAAGGAACAAAAAGGAAGAUGACAAGCAGAAAUCCAGAAAGCUGGGCAAUUGUGUCACUAACUGAAGAUGAAAAAAGAUCGCUAACUUGGAUGGUGGAUCACAAUAUUGACUUCAAACUAGAGAAUGAUCUCAAGUGUCCACAACAGGAUUUUAAAUCAUUGGAUUGUGGCAUAUUUAUUAUGUACUACAUGAAUCAACUUUCCCAAGGUCUUCGAGUUGAAGAAGAGAUCAGUCGGUGCAGAAUGUGGGAAUUCCGAAAACAUCUGAUUGAGUGUUUUGCGGAUCAUGAAAGCAGCUGGACACAGAGCUCAACCACAUGAGGAUAUGAAUAUGGGUUUCUAGUUCUGAACACUGGCGACCUAAAUGAGUAUUUCUGACCACAUUCUCACGUGAUUAAUAUAUAAUUGAAUAUGCUAUGCAUCUCAAGUUUGGUAUACUUAA
Messenger RNA from Fragaria vesca subsp. vesca, 3342 nucleotides. RefSeq lists its product as uncharacterized. Gene Ontology annotation, biological process: proteolysis. The transcript has 10 exons. Bases 927 to 3221 code for a protein of 764 amino acids. The record is from RefSeq and is a predicted model, not a curated record. NCBI's taxonomy places the organism in Eukaryota, Viridiplantae, Streptophyta, Magnoliopsida, Rosales, Rosaceae. Gene Ontology annotation, molecular function: cysteine-type peptidase activity.